Molecule: messenger RNA, 805 nt
Organism: Ahaetulla prasina
Lineage: Eukaryota; Metazoa; Chordata; Lepidosauria; Squamata; Colubridae
Gene: ZNF593
Product: zinc finger protein 593
Exons: 3
Coding region: 47-439 (130 amino acids)
Molecular function (GO): nucleic acid binding; zinc ion binding
Source: RefSeq, a predicted model, not a curated record
AAGCUUCCAUUCUCUCUCUUUCCCCGGCGAGGUUCGGAAUUGAAACAUGGCUCCCAAGAGCUCCCGUCGAACGGGUUCGCAUAAGACGCACUCCUUGGCCCGCCAGUGGAAAACGAAGCGGCGGCGACGAGAUCUGGAUGAGAUCCACCACGACAUGUUGCCUGAGAACGCGACGAAGCUGCUGCGUCAAGAGCUGGAUCCCGACCUGCCUGGCAAUGCCCAGCACUACUGCCUGCAUUGCGCGCGAUAUUUCAUUGACUUAAAAAGUAUGAAGGAUCAUUUCAGAUCAAAAGUUCACAAAAAGAGACUGAAGCAGCUGAGUGAGGAGCCGUACACCCAGGAGGAAGCUGAGAGGGCUGCAGGAAUGGGAUCUUACAUUCCACCCAAGAAAAUUGAAGUCCACACACAAGCUCUCGAUGAGAUGGAUGAAUCCAGCUAAGGCACAAGGAUAUUUUUUUCCCCCAUCUGAAAAAAUCUGGAGAUAACUAAGAUAUGGAAACAUCGGUAUAACUAGAUGGUUAUAUCUUUAAAGUUGUGCUAUUUAUUGUAGUACGUUUGCGGUAUUUAUACUGAAAUGUAUAGGCAGAUGAGAAAGAUCAACCCACUUGGAUGGAAAAAAGACAUUUUACCCCCUUCUUGUUUGGUAUGAAUUAAGAGUUCAGCAGAGGCAGGAACCAUGCUGCUCAAGUGGGCUUGUUUUUGAUUCCCUUGCGAUGGUUUUAAAUGUUACGGUAGACUUUCAGCUUUUCGUUCUUAAUGUUCCACUCUUCCAUUGGGCCCACUUAAUAAACGAGCUGAUAAUCUG